Messenger RNA from Camponotus floridanus (Florida carpenter ant), 1566 nucleotides. It is a transcript of the gene Nthl1, whose product is annotated as endonuclease III-like protein 1. The coding region runs from base 470 to 1546 and encodes 358 amino acids. Gene Ontology annotation, biological process: base-excision repair; base-excision repair, AP site formation; nucleotide-excision repair. The record is from RefSeq and is a predicted model, not a curated record. Gene Ontology annotation, cellular component: nucleus. Gene Ontology annotation, molecular function: DNA-(apurinic or apyrimidinic site) endonuclease activity; 4 iron, 4 sulfur cluster binding; DNA binding. The transcript is spliced from 2 exons. NCBI's taxonomy places the organism in Eukaryota, Metazoa, Arthropoda, Insecta, Hymenoptera, Formicidae.
AAUCACGCACGAAUUCAAAAAAAUCACGUUGAAUUCAACACUUUGAUUCUUGCAAGAGACGCUAUGAAGAAGAUUAAUUUUUCCUUAAAUAUUCGCACAGUACGCGUUAAAAGCACGCAUAAUAAGCAGGUAGACGCGCUUCACUCUUGAAUUAUAUCUUUCGACUGGCGUUUUGAGCACAUUCGAUAUAAUGAAUAGAGCUUAUUUGUUACAUAUAUUAUUUAUACAUACGUAUUUCGUAGUUUUGUCUAUUUUUUUCUUUUUUGAAAGUGCUUCCAAUUCGAAUAAGUUACUUGGCACAUUUACUACUAAGCUCUUGACAGGUUUUAGAUCAGGUUAUGAAGGGGAUGGACCAUAUGUGGUUAGCGCGUGCGCGUGCAAUCUUUAACGUGCGUAAAAACUGAUCUUCGUCGUCACGUGCAUCUCUUGUGGUCUCUUUUACCGCGCGAAAGAAGAUUGAUUCUGUUUAAUGAUAAUAUUGACAUGUCUCGAUAAGAUGAGUAAGAAAUUGAAAUUGGAUGUCAUCUCGACAUCGAGAUCUUUACGUUCGGGAAAAUCCCUCGCAACCUUAUCAGAGAAAACGUCGCCUUACUUUGCCGAUGAGAAAACAUCAAAGACUAUAAAGACUGGUGCGAAGAAACGUUUGCCGAUAAAGAUCGAGUACGAUGCAACAGAAGAUGGAAUAAAUGUUGAAAAUACUGAUGCGACAUCAGCUAUCGAGACACAGAGCCAAAAUGUCAAAGAAUCAUCGGCGUUAAAAACUGUCAAAACCGAAGAAUGCGAGAUGAAAGUUGAGAGUAUUGAGGAAUCAACGGAUUCGAAAAAUAUCAAAGAUGAGAAACGAUGGAUGCCACCGAAUUGGGAGACUAUUUUGGAAAAUGUCAAAGAAAUGAGGAAGCAUAAGACAGCCCCAGUUGACGACAUGGGCUGUCACAAAUGUGCAGAUCCUAAUGCCAGUCCAUCAGUAUCCAGAUAUCAAUCAUUAAUAGCUCUAAUGUUGAGUAGUCAAACAAAGGAUCAGGUCACACAUGCUGCUAUGCAACGUCUUAACACUUAUGGUUGUAAACCAGAUAUAAUUGCAGCUACUCCUGAUGAUGUUCUAGGCAAGCUUAUAUAUCCAGUUGGAUUUUGGAAGAGAAAGGUGGAAUACAUAAAAAAAACAUCAGUUAUUCUUCUAGAUAAAUAUGAUGGUGACAUCCCAAAAACAAUAAAAGAAUUGUGCGAGUUACCAGGAGUAGGGCCUAAAAUGGGUCAUAUAUGUAUGCAAAUUGCAUGGGGAGAAGUGUCUGGUAUUGGUGUAGACACACACGUCCACAGGAUUUGUAAUAGAUUAGAAUGGAUGAAAAAGCCAACUAAAACACCAGAGGAAACGAGAAAUGAGCUAGAAGAUUGGCUUCCUAAAUCUCUGUGGAGCAAGAUAAAUUAUCUUCUUGUAGGAUUUGGACAAGAAAUUUGUCUACCUCGAUUUCCAAAAUGUGAUGAAUGCCUCAACAAGAAUAUUUGUCCAUAUGCCUCAAAAAAUAGUGGAAAGAAGAAAAAAUCAUAAAUUCACAUAUUUAUAUAUUA